AUGGAGCAGAUCAAGAGAAACAGCCAGAGGGUCAUCGACUCCAUGCAGAGUAUCCUGGACUCUGAGGUCAGGAGCAGGAAUGAUGCCCUGAGAAUCAAGAAGAAGAUGGAGGGAGACCUGAAUGAGAUGGAGAUCCAGCUGAGUCAUGCCAACCGCCAGGCUGCUGAAGCCCAGAAGCAGCUGAGGAAUGUUCAGGGACAACUGAUGGAUGCACAACUGCAUCUUGAUGAUGCUGUCAGAGCUGCAGGAGACCUAAAGGAGCAGGCUGCCAUGGUGGACCGUAGGAACGGUCUCAUGGUGGCUGAAAUUGAGGAACUGAGGGCAGCUCUGGAACAGACAGAGAGAGGCCGCAAAGUGGCUGAGCAAGAGCUGGUGGAUGCCAGUGAGCGUGUUGGACUGCUGCACUCCCAGAACACAAGCUUGUUGAACUCAAAGAAGAAGCUUGAGACUGACCUGGUCCAAGUCCAGGGUGAGGUGGAUGACAGCGUCCAGGAAGCCAGGAAUGCUGAAGAGAAGGCCAAGAAGGCCAUCACUGAUGCUGCCAUGAUGGCUGAGGAGCUGAAGAAAGAGCAGGACACUAGCUCUCACCUGGAGAGGAUGAAGAAGAACCUGGAGGUCACAGUGAAAGACCUGCAGCAUCGCCUGGAUGAGGCUGAGAACCUGGCCAUGAAGGGGGGCAAGAAGCAGCUCCAGAAACUGGAGGGCAGAGUUCGUGAUCUGGAGUCAGAGGUUGAUAAUGAACAGAGACGAGGAGCAGAGGCUGUAAAAGGUGUCCCCAAAUAUGAGAGGAGACAUGAUGUUGAUUUUUCCUUUUCAAAUGUGCAUCAGACUGAGGAGGAUAAGAAGAAUGGUUGUAGACUACAGGAUCUUGUUGAUAAGCUCCAGCUGAAGGUGAAGGCAUACAAGAGGCAGUCUGAGGAAGCGGAGGAGCAGGCCAACUCUUACCUGUCCAAAUGCAGGAAGGUUCAACAUGAGCUGGAGGAAGCUGAGGAACGUGCCGAUAUCACCGAGAGUCAGGUCAACAAGCUGAGGACUAAGACCCGUGACUCUGGAAAGGUAUUUGGACAGUCAAAGUGA
Gadus chalcogrammus (walleye pollock) is the source of this 1077-nucleotide messenger RNA. RefSeq names its product myosin heavy chain, fast skeletal muscle-like. The coding region runs from base 1 to 1077 and encodes 358 amino acids. The transcript is spliced from 7 exons. Lineage: Eukaryota; Metazoa; Chordata; Actinopteri; Gadiformes; Gadidae. The record is from RefSeq and is a predicted model, not a curated record. Gene Ontology annotation, cellular component: myosin complex.